AUGAGGUCCCUUAGGUUAGAAGAUGUCAUUAAUGAAAUAGGGGAGGACAAUGUCGACUUCGACGUUGAAGCGUGUGAAAUAAUGCCAACUGAUGAUGUAUGUGAUGAUAGCAAUGUGGAAGAUGUUGAGCCUCCAGAUCUUACUAAUCCCAGUGAAAAUGCUGACACAUCCAGCAGAAAGCAUGAUCCCCAUGCCAGUGGCGAAUCUACUGUUGGAGUAGCUACCACACCCAGUGGCACGAGUAAUUCAUUUAAUCCGGAUGCUAUUAACAAAACAGGAAUAGCAAACCCAACACCACAGCUAGCCACCACACCCAGUGGCCCGAAUAAUUCAUAUGAUCCGGAUGCUAUUAGCAAAACAGCAAUAUUAGCAAAUCCAGCACCAUCCAAUGAUGUUCUGUUAAGCUGGUUGAGGGACCAUGACUUAAAUUGGUUUGCCUUUUUUGAGGAGGUCAGUCAAUACUUGCGGAACUAUACUUCUGAAGUGCUCAAUCAGGUGAUUCUUGACUUCACAGACCACUUGCCUUCAAGUGAUCUUACAAUCGAUGAAGAAAUGCAUGUUGAGGUGUCACGUCAAGCUUUCUUGGAGGUGCAAAGGAGGCGUUCCCUAGAUGGCCCAGAAAUUGAAGCAGAUUCUGACAAUGAUGAAGAUCAACACUGGGAAGGAGUGGAAAUUACGGAUGUGCUUGGGGAGGAAAAGCUAAGGAAAAUACAAUCUGAAAGGUUGCGCAUUAAGCGGCGAGCAGAGAGAAAAAUGGCCGAAGAAAUAGCCAAAACAUGCAUUUUUAAACGUAGAAUCCCUUCAUCAGCAAGUCGGUUACAGAAAAAGUUUCCCACGAUUGGAAAGGACAUGGAGGAAUUUGUAGGAAGCAAAAAAGUUGGAGCAGAUGCAUGA
This is a messenger RNA of Porites lobata, 894 nucleotides long. The record is from the annotation of a GenBank genome assembly. NCBI's taxonomy places the organism in Eukaryota, Metazoa, Cnidaria, Anthozoa, Scleractinia, Poritidae.